AUGAAGGAAGGAGGGGCAUCAGACGACCGAGGAGCUUGUGGUUGUAAGAACAGCGCAGGGGAGGCCGCCGUGAGGGGUGUUGUAGCUGGAACCGUCAUCAUUGCGUCGGAGUGGAGUUGCCGUGGCAGCCCUGAUGGGGCUCAGGAGGAGAGUGGCAAUGGGGAGGGACUGGCAGAUAGUGCCGACCGUGGAUUGGACGGGGACCCCGAAGGCGUGUGGAGUCCAGACAUCGAGCAGAGCUUUCAGGAAGCUUUGGCCAUCUACCCUCCUUGUGGCAGGAGGAAGAUCAUUCUUUCAGAUGAGGGCAAGAUGUAUGGUCGAAACGAGUUGAUCGCUCGUUAUAUAAAGCUGCGAACAGGGAAGACCCGUACCCGCAAACAGGUCUCUAGUCACCUGCAAGUUUUGGCCAAGAGAAAGUCUCGUGAGAUUCAGUCUAAACUGAAGGCCAUGAACUUGGAUCAGGUAUCCAAGGACAAGGCACUCCAGACAGUGGCCAACCUCUCGUCAGCUCAGAUUGUGUCGGCGAGUGUAAUGAAACCGCAGCCUUCCUUCCCUCCACCAGUCAGAUUUUGGCCUGGCCCUGUACCAGGACAGCCCGGACAUUCUCAGGACAUUAAGCCCUUUGCACAGCCUCCAUACACCGCACUACCAGCCCCUAUUCCUCCACCUAUCAGUUACGAAGCCUUGCCACCCCCUCGGCCUGCAGCCAUAGCAGCUCCUGUAUGGCAGGACAGAACCAUUGCUUCAGUGAAUCUACGGCUGCAUGAGUUCUCUGCUUUUCUGGAGACCCAAAGAGACAGAGAGACGCAUAAACACCUUUUUGUUCACAUUGGGCCAUCAAAUCCAGGCUACAGUGACCCUGUGUUGGAGUCUAUAGAUGUGAGGCAGAUUUACGAUAAGUUCUCGGAAAAGAAAGGAGGCCUGAAGGAGCUGUUUGAAAAAGGGCCACACAAUGCCUUCUUUCUUGUUAAGUUCUGGGCCGACCUGAGCGGCGACAUUGAGGAGGGCUCCGGUGCGUUUUACGGAGUGAGCAGUCAGUACAGUGGGACCGAAAACAUCACCAUCAGUGUUUCUACAAAGGUCUGCUCCUUUGGCAAGCAGGUUGUGGAGAAGGUGGAGACAGAGUAUGCCCAUUUGGAAGGGGGGAAGUACAUUUUCCGCAUCCAUCGUUCACCCAUGUGUGAAUAUAUGAUCAACUUCAUCCACAAACUGAAACAUCUGCCUGAGAAAUACAUGAUGAACAGUGUUUUGGAGAACUUCACUAUUCUACAGGUGGUGUCCAACAGAGAAACUCAGGAGACUCUGCUGUGCAUUGCCUUCGUGUUUGAAGUGUCCACAAGUGAACACGGAGCGCAGUACCACGUGUAUCGACUAGUUAACGACUAGCAGCGUGUUGCAUGCAGAGACUCGUAGAACUUUUGAUACAAACAGCUUAAAACUUAUUUCCAGCUCAACACACAAAACCCUUCCUUUAAACGCACUCUUUUUCUUCUUGUAAUCAGACCAACCGUCACAUUGUAGUCAUGCCUACUGCUUGUUCGAUGUGUAUUUUAUCUGCAGCAAUAACGACUGAAUCAGUCAACAGUCACAGAAACGUUUAAUGUUCAGUGUCGUUUUUGUUUCUCGUAAUCAGAUCUUUAAUAUGCCUUCCGAUAUUUUU
This is a messenger RNA of Nematolebias whitei (Rio pearlfish), 1660 nucleotides long. It is a transcript of the gene tead3a, whose product is annotated as TEA domain family member 3 a. Gene Ontology annotation, molecular function: RNA polymerase II cis-regulatory region sequence-specific DNA binding; DNA-binding transcription factor activity, RNA polymerase II-specific. Gene Ontology annotation, biological process: regulation of transcription by RNA polymerase II; embryonic organ development; hippo signaling. NCBI's taxonomy places the organism in Eukaryota, Metazoa, Chordata, Actinopteri, Cyprinodontiformes, Rivulidae. The record is from RefSeq and is a predicted model, not a curated record. The transcript is spliced from 14 exons. Bases 1 to 1386 code for a protein of 461 amino acids. Gene Ontology annotation, cellular component: transcription regulator complex.